Messenger RNA from Closterium sp. NIES-67, 1225 nucleotides. NCBI's taxonomy places the organism in Eukaryota, Viridiplantae, Streptophyta, Zygnematophyceae, Desmidiales, Closteriaceae. The record is from the annotation of a GenBank genome assembly.
CGAGACGCGGUCAGCGCCCACGUACAUCUUCAAAUGCCCCCUCACCUCCGUUGUAGGCCACAGCGACUCCCGUCCACCUCGCCGACUCUUCUCGCCAAGCUCGCCUCAUAUCACUCCUCGCUACGCAAGUUCGCUGCAUUCCGUCCCCUUUUUUUGCACUCCUGUCCCAUCGCCCUUGCCUUGCACUUUCCGCCUCGCUUCAUCGUAGUAGCCUUAGCUGACCUUUCUCCCGUGACUCACAACACACUGGCCGGAAUCCUACGAGACAACCAGAAGUGUGUGACGCUCAUCCUGCAUCCCUUAGACUAGCCAUUUCUUCUGUUUAGGGUUUCCAAUUUCGUGUGUGACCACAGUGAAAGCAUGAUAGGAACAGGAGUUUAUUCGUCCUCGCACAUGCUCCAAGGGUCUCCCCCGUCACCUGACAAACGCUUUAAGACCCUUCCCCCAGCGGAGUCUCUACCUAGACAUGAAAUCCUUGGGGGCUACAUCUUUGUUUGUAACAACGAAACGAUGCACGAAGACUUAGAGCGACAGCUGUUCGGGCUUCCUCAGCGAUACCGCGACUCCGUGCGAGCAAUCCAACCGGGACUUCCGCUCUUCCUGUACAACUACACCACGCACCAGCUCCAUGGAGUAUUCGAGGCUGCAAGCUUUGGCGGUACUAACAUCGACCCAACGGCUUGGGAAGACAAGAAGGUGAAAGGAGAGUCCCGGUUUCCCGCGCAAGUACGCAUCAAGAUUCGCAAGUUUUGUCGAGCGCUCGACGAGGACGAGUUUCGGCCGUUCCUUUUCCACUACGACGGACCCAAGUUCAGACUAAUGCUCUCCGUGCCCGAGACGCUUGCACUUUUGGACUUGUUUGAGGAACGCAAUUUCCCGUACCAGUACUUCAGCCACAUCAAUAACUGGUGCCGCAAGAGUCCCCCUCUUCCCAGUCCGUAUCAAGGCCGUAGCCGCCUAAUGGCUGGCUGAAGAGCGUUAUUGCGCUCUGGUCCAAUAAUCAUUGCCGGACCUCGCUUCAUACUAAUAACCUUACCAACAGAGUCGCGUGCUUGGGAAAAUCCCCCAGGCCCAUUUUUCAACGCAAAUGAAGCAGCUCGCUCGCUGCUUCUCUAGGAGAGACGGUAGUUGCUAGGGAGAGAAGCAUGUACAUAGGAUUUAUUACUACAUCCCUUCACAUAUGAGACCAAAUAUUGAUGCCUUGUAUGCAAACCUCAAAUUGAAC